UGACUGUAGCCUGAUAUCUGCUGCGUCGCUCAACAAACUUCAGUCGGAAAAGUUAGAUGAUUGACGGGGCUGCCGACCAAUCAAUGCCCUGGCUUGACAGGAGAGGCGGAGCUAACUGAGUUUUUUUUUCUUUUUUUUUUUCUGCCAAGAGCUGUCAAUAUGGCCACAGCCUCACAUGCCGCCGUAAUGUAACGGCCGUCCCGUAGUCACACAACAGGGACGUCCACGAGCACAUUUGGACAUCCAUCCUCGCGGGAUUUACACGCGCACGACACCUAAAGUAAACGAUGGCUGUAAAGGAGAAGAAAUGGGUGACAGUUGGGGACACAUCCUUACGCAUAUUCAAGUGGGUGCCAGUAACAGAAACAAAGCAGAUAUAUCGCACCAAAUCCACAGGUGGAGAUGCUCGAGGACUGAAAGAUGUGGUCCUGGAAAAUGCUACAUCUUUACUGGAUUUCACUGAUGAAAACAGCAACCAGAGCUUUCUGUCGGAUGUCUACCAGCCUAAAAUGGAUAACAGCAGCAGCACCUCCAGCUCGCAGCAGGUCAGCCCUCCACACACCUCCAGCCUCCGGACUGAGGACUCUCAGCCACCAAUGCUGGGCCAGGAGAGUGUGGAUGAGCCGGUUCAUUUAGGACAGGAGGGGGCUGAUGAGCCUCCCACACUCAUCAAGGAGGAUCUUCUUUCAUCAGGAGCAGUCCGACAGAGCACCCCAGACACACAGGAGGAAUUGGAGGAAUCAGGAGCACCGCCUUUAAAGAAGAUUUGCACAGGAGAAAAUGCUGUUCUGAGAUAGCUCAUUUAUAAUAGUUUCGUCAAAAUACACACACACACACACACAGUACCUGUCCUCAAUCAGAUUAGCUCAAUUUAAAAAUAUAUAUAUUCUAAGGGUUUUCUUGACAUAUUCACGCAACUGUUACAUUUCAGCAAAUGAGGGAAAAAAAAGUAUUUACAGCUCAAACUUUGUUCACUUUUAAAGGUCUUUAAAGUAUGCUGUUAUAAGUGAUUUUUGAAAUGAAUGGUGGGGAAUUGUCCAAACUUUGUGUGGCAAGUCACUGCUGUUGCAGGCGGUGUAUUUCAAAUGCUGUAAAUGUUUUCCUGCAACUGUUUCCAAUUGACUCAUUAUGCAGAUGAGCUUUACGUUUGCAUGUAUCCUAUUGCUUUAUUUUUGAGGUUUACAGGCCAUUUUGAAAAGGUGUUAAAUGUGUAGCUUUAUGCAGAUUGAUGUUUAGAUGUGCCAUUUUUCUAUUAAAUACGAGGCACUUUCUGGAACAGAGUUUCUUUUGGCUUAUCGUAUGCAAGGAAAUGUUUUUUUUUAUAUUUAAAAUAUAAUUUGCCCAUGUUUAUAACUGACGACAUUGUAAACCAUAAUAAAUGCUACUUUCCAA
Anarrhichthys ocellatus (wolf-eel) is the source of this 1392-nucleotide messenger RNA. RefSeq names its product BAF chromatin remodeling complex subunit BCL7B b (gene bcl7bb). The transcript has 6 exons. The record is from RefSeq and is a predicted model, not a curated record. NCBI's taxonomy places the organism in Eukaryota, Metazoa, Chordata, Actinopteri, Perciformes, Anarhichadidae. The coding region runs from base 288 to 797 and encodes 169 amino acids.